AUGAUUGCUGAUAAAAGUGUUAUGAACUUUGAAAGGUUGCCUAUGGAGGCAGCUUUAGAUAAAGUGGGUUUUGGUCUUUACGGCUAUUUAUUAACGGUUUUGACCGGCUACGGUAUUAUCUCCUUCGCAUGCAUCGCUUUCGGGAGCAUGUUCAUCGUACCCACUAGCGCCUGUGAACUUCAAACAACAAGUGGUCAGCAAGGACUGUUGGCUGCAGGACCUAUUGCCGGGCUUCUAAUUGGAGGAUUAGCAUGGGGAUACUUGGCUGACACUCGAGGACGGCGGUCGAUGCUGCUGGUUUCUCUAUCUGGGGCUGCUUUCUUUAAUCUCAUCGCUACAAUUUCUGUCAACUGGGUCAUGUUGAUGAUAUUUCAAUUUUUUUCAGCAAUCUUUGCAUCAGGCAUAUACUUGAUGUUGAUGUCCUUGCUGAGCGAAAGCGUGCCUAUGGCUAAAAGAAAUUAUGUAGUGUUAUUGGUAUCCAGUAUUUUUCUCUUGAGUCAGGGAAUCAUGGCCGUAUUGGCGCUGCCUAUAAUUCCCUUGAAGUUUUCCUAUUAUCUACCGGCCUUAGGGAUCUACUGGAACUCUUGGCGUACCUUAUUACUGAUAUUAUCACUGCCUGCACUGAGCACCGCCUUUUGCCUGUUCUUUAUGUAUGAAAGUCCGAAGUUCCUAUUUGCCAAAGGAAAUGAAGCCCGAGCGCUAGACAUAUUAAGAAAAAUACAUCGAUUUGGCAAGUCAAAGCCCAAGGAAGAAUUGGGGUUUUCCUAUUAUCUACCGGCCUUAGGGAUCUACUGGAACUCUUGGCGUACCUUAUUACUGAUAUUAUCACUGCCUGCACUGAGCACCGCCUUUUGCCUGUUCUUUAUGUAUGAAAGUCCGAAGUUCCUAUUUGCCAAAGGAAAUGAAGCCCGAGCGCUAGACAUAUUAAGAAAAAUACAUCGAUUUGGCAAGUCAAAGCCCAAGGAAGAAUUGGGGGUUAAGGGUCUACUAAAAGAUGAAAAUGCAGCAGCCGCGGGUCCAAUUCCAGCUAAGGACCAGAUAGUACCACUGUUUAGGGCGCCACUCCUCAAGUACACCAUCAUUAUUUGCAUCCUUUACGUAGCACAACAGAUGUCUGCAUUCGUUGUGUGGCUGCCGACUAUCGCUAACCAGUUCAUACGCAUAACACAGACAGAAGAGACCACUAAUUUAACUAUAUGUGACGUUUUAAGGAAGGAAGUUGUCCCAGAUCUUGACGCAGUACCUUGCGCCCUGAACGAGACCUCCCUAUUGAUAGUACUUGGUGUAGGUGCAUUGCACUCCGUCGUCAACAUAUUUAUUAGUAUUUUGCUUCGCUUCGUAGGUCGUCGGAACAUAUCUAUAGCUGUCAUAAUACUAUGCGGAGUAAGUGGUAUCCUGGUGAACUUGGUACCAAACGUCUACGGCAGCGCCGUAUUCCUCGCGAUAAUGACUAUGGCUAUCGUUGUGAUCGGGCUCUACACUGCGAUCACUAUUGCCUUGUUCCCUACUCAUCUCAGAGGGAUGGCUAUUGCACUAUCACUUACCAGUUCACGAAUAGGCACUAUUGCGUCUGUUCAAAUCGUCAACUUAAUGCUGUUUACCAGUUGUGAUGCCGGUUUCUACUUGUUCUCUUCAAUAUUAUUAGCAUCAGCAAUAGCUGCAUUCUUCCUGCCAGAUGACCGCAAACUCCAGGCUCCUGUUCCAGCAGCCGACGAUCCUCAGAGUCUAGAUGGAAAACCAGAUACUAGAUUAUAG
Molecule: messenger RNA, 1755 nt
Organism: Arctia plantaginis
Lineage: Eukaryota; Metazoa; Arthropoda; Insecta; Lepidoptera; Erebidae
Source: the annotation of a GenBank genome assembly